Molecule: messenger RNA, 912 nt
Organism: Trichoplax adhaerens
Lineage: Eukaryota; Metazoa; Placozoa; Uniplacotomia; Trichoplacea; Trichoplacidae
Exons: 1
Coding region: 1-912 (303 amino acids)
Cellular component (GO): U5 snRNP
Molecular function (GO): protein binding
Source: RefSeq, a predicted model, not a curated record
AUGUCGAAGCGCAAGGGAGUUCGAUUUGAUGAAGAAAAUUUGCAAGCAUUAGCUAGCGAUGACGUUAAACGUUUCAAAAGUAAGCAUUCACUGGACAGCGAUGAGGAAGAUGAUCGAAAGCAAGUUGAUAAACUAAAUGAAGACGAUAUUGAAGGACAAGAAGACGAAACAGAAACGUAUACGGAUGACGGAAUGAAAAUUACACCUUUUAAUUUGAAGGAAGAAUUAGAGGAAGGCUAUUUUGACGCUGAAGGUAACUAUUUUGCAAACAAGGAUGAUGAUGUGAGUGAUAACUGGUUGCAAGCUGUCGACUGGAACAAAAUUAAAAAUCAAUCAAAUAAAAUCGAGCAGGAAGAUAGUGCUCAAAGUGAAAAAGUAGACAAGCUUCCACCUGACGGUAUCUUGAAUGCUCUAAAGGAAUUGGCUGCUUUCUUGCUACCUAAAGAAACUCCGAUACGAGCUAUUCGUCGUUUCGGCGGAAACAAGGGUAGCUCAGCUAGUCAAAAAUGGAAGUUAAAGAAAGAAAGAUUUCAGCCUGCAGAUAUUGCAGGUACUGCAAAUACUGAAAAGGAAGAGGACAAUCGAAAAAAGUGCGAACGCAUAACUGAAAUAACAGAUCUCUUGCUUCACAAUGACAGGACAAACAUCUAUCAUGAAAACUUAGAAUAUAUCAAUCAUCAAAUUAGCUUACUAAGCGAAAAAUCGAAAGAUGAAAACAAUGACACGGUUAAUUGGUUCUAUAAAUGGAAAGAUGAAGAAGAUGCAGAGGUCUUUGGACCAUACAGUAGCGCACAAAUGCUUGAUUGGACAAAUCAAGGUUAUUUUCCAGAUGGGGUUUUUGCUCGUAGGGCCGAGACAGAAGAUUCUCUUUACUACACAUCGAAGAGAAUUGAUUUUGAUCUGUACACUUAA